Molecule: messenger RNA, 693 nt
Organism: Zeugodacus cucurbitae (melon fly)
Lineage: Eukaryota; Metazoa; Arthropoda; Insecta; Diptera; Tephritidae
Exons: 1
Coding region: 1-693 (230 amino acids)
Molecular function (GO): UDP-glycosyltransferase activity
Source: RefSeq, a predicted model, not a curated record
AUGUUUAAACCAAAAUUAAAUAUUAUAAUCAUAACAGUACUCACCGGUUUCAGCUGCAAUGCGCCAAAUGCAGUAGCGGCCGGUUCACGCAUACUCGGGUUCUUCGUCACCUAUUCCAAAUCGCACAUGCUGCUCCAUUGCAACGUCGCUGAGCAGUUGGCGCGUGUCGGACACGAAGUCACCGUGAUUGGUAUUAUCGAUAAUGUCUAUCCUAAUGCCACAUAUAAAUAUAUACACCUGCAGCUGCCAGAUGGCGGUAUACUGGAUGACAACGCGCUGCGCAGCGUGAUCAAUACGCGGCACUCGUUGGUAAAGAGCUUGAUUGUCACAACCGGCGAGUAUAUGCGCAUGGCUAAUGAGACCAUGUGGCAGCCGACAAUGCGUGAGUUUCUGCGUGAAAAUAGCGCAAACUCAUUUGAUCUGUUGCUCUUCGGUUUCGUGAUGAACGAGUUCCAGUUGGGCUUGGCGGCGCAUUUUCAAUGUCCAAUUGUGGUUUUGUGGGUGGUGCGACCGGUAUUACAAGUCAAUAGGUUUAUUGGUAACCCGUUAGAGAUGGCGUAUGUACCCAAUUUAUCCAGUCAUCUGCAGCAGCCGUUUAAUUUUCUGCAAAGAGUAAAGAACUAUGUUACAGCAUGGAUGGAAUUUGCGUUGAUGGCUUAUCUGGAUUAUCGUACGCAACAGUUAUAUGAGUAA